AUCAUGGAGGUUAGAAUAUCUAUCAGCGCGUAGUAUAAUUACUUACAAUUUUGCAACAAUCAGUUUCUAAUAAACACAUUUUUAAGUUUGCACGUAAAUGCGCACAUCUUGUUUUGUCCUUUAGUUGUUCACCUUCUGCCGAAAAUUUCAUCAUUUUGAAUACUACUUGGUAUUAAAAUGCUCUUGAAAAAUUGUUUAUAUUAUGUACUGAUUAUGUUUCCUUUUAUUCAUGGACGGAAACCUAACCUUACUUUGUGACGAAAUUCUGAUAGAAACACAACACAUAUGGUCAACGGAAAGCAGUUGUGUUCAGUGCUCGAGCGAGCUGAGAUCCGGAUAAUUAUCGAAUCUUGAAAUACAAAUGGUUUACCAACGUGGAAGUCAAAGGGAGGGCUCCCCACAUUAUGUGUUUUUAUAUUCCGAUGAUGAAACUAGUGAAGAUGAAGAUAACAUUCCUCUGCAGCCAAGAAAAAAGACUGCAUCCUUACCACGUAAGGUGGAAGUCAUUAAUGUGCAAUUGAAAUCGGAAGAUACUUUACAAGCUUUGGCAUUGAGAUACAGAUGCACGAUAUCUGAGAUAAAAAGGAUUAACAAAAUUCAUAAAGAGAAUGAAAUUCAUGCAAGGCGCUUCAUAAAGAUACCAGUUCAACCGUUUUCAUUGUUAACUGAAACUGUGGAAGAGAUUCAAAGUGAACAAGCAGGUUCCAGUGAAGUAAGUAUGUCUACUGCUAACGAAGAGGUCAUAAGUACAUCUAUACAAAAUCCAUUAUUGAAUAUAAUGAAGAAUCCAGUUGUAACUCAGUUGCCAAAGGCAGAGAUUAAUGCAAUAAUAUUAAAUUCAGUAUGUGAGCCUUUAUCGUCAUACAAUAAUAGCAAUUCUUUAGAGAUAGUUAGCGCAGAAUCUGACCAAUUGCUUACUUCAACAGAUAGUAAUUCAAAUGGCACUCAUGUAACAGACACAUUUAAAUGUUCUGGCGACGACUGUGGAUUAUCCUGGACACAGCUCCUUGGGUUUUCCCUAUUAUUAGGUUUUGCAGGGCCUAUUAUAUAUAUACUUUAUAUAGCAGAAUUCUCAUCUAAGAAUCAUUCAACCAAUAAUCACUAAUAAUACUUUAACAAAAGUAUUCACAAAGGUUGCAACAAUGACAUAAUAUUAAGAGCUUUUUCAUAUCAAUGACAUUAUAGUAAAAUAAUAAAUUUAAAGUCUCUGUCUACUUGCCAUUACAUGACUGAUCUUAGCAUGAAAAAGAUAUUCAGUGAAAGAUCUGAAAAUGUUAUUUUCUUAUAUUAAUAGUACAUAAACAGGAUAUAUUUUUUAUUGAAUGGUAAAUAAGUUUUACAAUAUAUAAGUUAAAGUGCCUUUGCGAGCAUUAAAUCCAUUAAUAUUGUAUAAAAAAGUUGUGAAUGUUUUUGCAUGUAUGAAUAUAUAUUGUUAAACUGAGUACUAUGUGAGUACUGUACAUAUAAUUGAGAGAUCGCCAAAGAUGUAUCCACUGGCAGUUGAACUGCUGAGAAGGAUUUUGUACAGAAAAAAAUACGAGAUAUUCUUUUUUAAAGCCUUGACAAGCACACAUGAUAUUAAACGACUUUUAAUUGCACUUUUUUAUAUUAUCAGUAUUAAAAAAAUAUAUAUAUAUACAUAUGAUUAACACUGAUGAAAUCAACUGUUUUAUGUCCUUAAUAUUGUGUUUGCUUUAAUAAAAUAUAAACAAAUCAUAGGAAUUGGAUGGAAUAUCUAUGUAUAUGGUAACAUUUUUAUGUAAUCAUGACAAUAACUAUUUUAUUCGAUAUUAUGUAAAUUGUGCAUUUGAUAUUUUCUUGUUGAAAACUUUAAGAAAUAUAUUUUUUAACAUUAAA
This is a messenger RNA of Nomia melanderi (Alkali bee), 1857 nucleotides long. Its product is annotated as lysM and putative peptidoglycan-binding domain-containing protein 3. The record is from RefSeq and is a predicted model, not a curated record. Lineage: Eukaryota; Metazoa; Arthropoda; Insecta; Hymenoptera; Halictidae.